Messenger RNA from Leishmania mexicana MHOM/GT/2001/U1103, 5454 nucleotides. RefSeq lists its product as hypothetical. The coding region runs from base 1 to 5454 and encodes 1817 amino acids. The transcript has a single exon. The record is from RefSeq and is a predicted model, not a curated record. NCBI's taxonomy places the organism in Eukaryota, Euglenozoa, Kinetoplastea, Trypanosomatida, Trypanosomatidae.
AUGUUACCUCACACACACCCACACGUACACACACACACACACACACACUUGCAUGAUAGAGGUGGGCACACGCGCGCGAGAGCCAUCGCAUCGAUACGCAUCUUCGAAAAGCACGUAGGAGCACUACCACGGGAUCACCACAUCGGCACCACGAUAGGCGUUGCUUGGGAGAGAUCUUGUCUUCUCUCUCGCUCUCUCGCGCUCUCUCCCCUUACGUUCCGCUCUGCAUCUCUCUGGGUACGCCCGUUUUGGCGGAGUAGAGCGAGUCGGAAGGGUGCGGCGUACGAGGCAGCGCGCUCUGUGAGGCGUUACCCGUACUCCGCCUACCUUUUCUUUUGUUGUCGCGGUGCUGCAUGUAUCCAUAUGGACGGCGGUAGCGCGACUGGCGAGCAAGAGGCCACGGCACCUCCUCCACCUCUUUUUCCAGACGGAGGCACCACACCUGCGAGUGCCAGUGGUGCUGUCGCGGCUUCCUCCGGCGCUCCUCACCUUCCGCGUGCCAAGUGCGGAAAACGCGCUGUCCUUGCUACGCUGUGGCUCGACGCGGAACGCUACACGUACGAGGCGCUCUGCACUGCUGGCGCGGCCGCCAUCACUACGCAGUACCUACGAUGUGAUGAAGACGGAGAAAGCAAUGGUGUCGAGGAGCAGCACGGCGCUCUUCACUCGAUCGACACGCGUGCAGGCGAUGGGCGACACAACAAGGGCCCGCCGGCCGACAGUACAGCGACAUGGGCUGACUUGCCAACGGCUCCUCGAGCGCGGCUUUUGCGUCGUCUAGUUCCGCAUGAGAGUGUGGCGGCCACACACGGGUGCUCAUCUUACUCAACGCAAACAUCGAUCGUUGGCGCAGCCACAGCCGAUACCGAAAGACGUGUGGACUGCGGUAAGGGUGAGCGGAAGGACAAGGUGAGCGGCGGUGCCGUGGCAGGUGUCUUGGUGCACCGAGACUCGACCACCGCGUCGGUGGCUGGUGCGCACGCGGCGCCAUCCACUUCCUCAGGCUUUUUAUCUCUCUCCUCAGGCGACGUUGAGGUGCGCCUUGACAUCCUCGAGGAGGUAGAGCUGUGUAAUGUGGCCCCUAUACUGCCUCGCACAUUUUCCGUGGAGCAGCUCGUGCAGCAGAUCGUGCCGUGCACCUACGCUUUCGCGUCCCGAACGCCACCGCCGUCCGUCGCGGAGAGUGCGUCGUCUGCUGAGCGCGCUUGUGAGGGCGCCAUCUCACCUCCAGCGGUUGGGCCCGCGCAACGGCUCAGUAUCCCCCCGCUUCGUGCGCCCGUGACUGGUCGGUGGCUUGCGCGGUUGCGGGCGGUGUCCGAUCAGCAUUUUGUAUAUCUGCGCGUGGCAAGAAGCUCACCGGUGACGACAGGGGUAGUGACGAGCGCUUCGGCUGAAAACGGUGCAGCUUUCAUCGAAGAGGACGGCGGGCUUCGUGCGCGCAUGGCGCCGCCGUGUGCUCCGGUGUACAUGCAAGCCACAUCGAUGGCGACGUACGGAGGCAGCGACAACGUCAGCCUGACAGCGACGCACACCGGGAAAAGCAGCGACAGUGACGCUCAUGGGCGCAGCGAAGAGGAGAGCGCGGAGGAGCGGAGAGGGAAGGUGCCGACCAUGCCCCCCGUCAUUGGGCUAUCUCAGCCGUUGCCUCCGCAGCUGGCGGGCUUCAGCAGCAACGGAAGCGCGUUGGAGGUGGCUUUGACUCACGAGACCCAGGCACGACAGGAUGCUGCCACAAUCUCUGCCGUGCCUUCGCGCCCGGAGGAGCUGCUGCUAGCUGGUACCGACAACGCCCCUACGUCACGGGAAGCGAGUGAGUCGGUCUCACCCAUCAGCGCAUCGGUGGCGGGAGCGGCGUUUUUCGCGAAGGCCACCGGUGAGGCGUCUCUGCAUCGCGCACUCCAUGAUGAUAUUACGUGGCCGAGGCAGGAGCGACCGGCUCGAGCGUCGGGCUCGCCAACGUCGUCUACGGUGCCCGCGUCAGCUUCGGUGGAGAACAUGGGAAGUUGCGUCAGCGAGGAAAGCAUCGUGUGCUCAUCUUUUGCCGCCGCGCAGGCCCGCUACGAGCGGUGCCGUCAGCUCCUGCCUCAGAGAUGCAGAGGCGGGGCUGGCUUCUUAAAUUCGGCAAGCGCGCAGGACAGUCCAACAAGGUUCGGAGGGCAGAGCGCCUCUACAGACGCGGCACCAUAUGCUCCUUCAGCGCGCACAGCCGUAACGCCCAGAUCCACGGAGGACUUCGAGGUAGCUCAGGCGUUCUGGUCCACCGCCGCCGCGGCGUCUCUCGCACCAUCCUCCAGGACGACUGAUACAGCAGCAGAUGUGGCGGUGUCCGCGAUGGCUGCCGCAGACGGUGACGCCGGCGAUGUUGAAUUCAUGCAAUGGAUGACGACCCUUUCACGUCAGCGCUGCACUCAGCCGGUUUCCAUACCGCUAGGGGCGUCAAGGCAGCAGGACUCCCGUGGGCAGCAGCAGCCGGCAUAUCAGCAACCCCUACACGCGAGUCAGCAGCGGCAGGGCGGCGCCGUCGUGGAGUGGUCCUCCGGCGCUGUCAGCUACACCGCCGACACGCUGGGGCUCUACGAGGAGCAGCAGGUGCGCUCGCAGCGCUUCUAUCAUGUGCUGCCACCACUCCCUCUGUCUCCUCUCGUUUUUGCAGUCCCGGGUGCGCACUCUGUGAAGGUUGCUCACGGUGACGGCAGCGUCAGCAACGCCGCCUCCACGGAAGACCGGUCCAACUUGCGAGGUGCCGUGCUCGCUCAGCUGCAGCGGCUCAGUCGCCUUAGCAGCGCUGAAUGCGCUUUCGCGCACGGUGCAGCGGUGCUCGAAGGCGAGGACACCAUCGAGCCUCUCACGUUUGAAAAAACGAAGCCUAAAGCUGAGGCAGCAUGCCUUUUACCCCAGCCACCUGCUCCCGUGAAGGGACAGCCGUCAUCGUUGUCGAGCAACUCUUCCGCGUCUACACCUCCCACUAUAUCCACGGCCGCUCUCUCCGCCCGCCAGUGCCGCUGCUAUCGAUGUCUUCCCCUUCUUGUGCAGUUCGCGCAGGUGCCAUCGCUGACGUCACCUGUGCUGCGUCGCUACCUGGAUGUGCUGCAUCAGACGGCUCUCCCUGAACUCCCCGCACAACAGCGGCGCGAUGGCGCCGAUCUCACGUCCGCCGCGGAGGCUGGGGCCGUUUCUUCACCUGAGGAAGCGCAAGAGCCAGCGACGCAGCGAGUGCCAUCUUCCAUGACUGACGCAGUGGCAGCGAGUGGUAUUCCAGGGGGGACGACGAUUCCUGGUGUCCACUCAUCGCGGGAUCGACGUCAUCGUCGUGAGAGCGCUCACAGAAACAGUCGCCACCGGCGCUACGGAGCGGAGGACGAGGCGACGACUGCCAACGGCGCCAAGGGGAGUAAAAGGGGACGCGAGGAGAAGACUGUGACGACGCCGGCCAGGCCGCAUUCACCUCAGACAGGCGGUGACGCACAACGACCGCGUGGCGCAGCCGAUCCGCUGAAGGUCUUCCCAGCGCUGCAGCAGUGGCUGAUGCGCCGACAGGAAGGCGGGAUGCCUACACAAAGAACGUUACCGAACGGGAAGCGCAGCAGGGCGGAGUCGGGUUGCGCCGCUCUGCCGUUGUCCAAUGACAUCCAGCAGUCUGGCGGCGCAUUCUCGCAACCCGUAGCACAAGCGACGAUAUCGUAUCGGCACGAUGCGGAAACCUGUGGAUCCUGUGCAUCUGGCGCGGCUCUUCCUCCAACCUUACCCAGCGAAACCUUGAGCGGCGAGGUAGGCUCUCUCGACUGGGUUGAUGACGCAGUGCUGGACGAGGUUGUCGUGGUGGGUGUCGUGCCGCGCGGGCAUCCGCACCAGCUGCAGCUUGUGGCACCAUCUCGCGCCUUCUGUCUGACCCUCACUCAACGGCUGGAGGAGGUUGCCGAGGCGGCCGUGCAGAUUCUCGGGUUCAUGACGCCACCACAUUCAGCCCUGCUUUCACCUCUGCUAGCUGGCGUGCGCAGGGCCCCAGAGGCGGCGGUGGCAGCGGCUGGUGGAUCUUCUUCCGAGCCCACCUCCGAUUGGCGGGCCUGGCUCGAGGUGCAGUACUUCGUUGCCAUGUGGACGACGCUGCGCCGACGCUUGACUACGGCGGAAUGGCAAACGGUGCUGCAGGAGGCACGUGGCUCUCCUUUUCUCGCGAGGUGGACUGCAGUGGCGGCUGCGACGUCGAGCGCAGAGAGCGCUGUCUUCCGCGGCCAUACGUGGCGCACCGGGAUCGAGCUUUUUAUGCCCAGAGCAAGCGAGGGGGGCGUGGCAGGGCCACCUGCGGCAGAGAAGCACAACGUCGAGGCGGCCGCACACGAGGCCCUCCACGGCGUGCGGGCAAGCGUGUGCUCGGCCGCUGAGUUGCACACCUCUGCCUGCCUCAGCGCUGCUGAGGACCUUAUCACCCGUGUUGUCCUCACAGCGCUGGUCCCGAUUCUGCACCGACGCAUCACCGUCAUGUACGAGUUGCUGCGGCAUUUUGCCUCCAAGUCGCUUCACAUGUCCCACCGUAUGCAGUGCGACGUGUAUCAGCACUGGUACAGCACGACUCCGUCUCCUGCGGCCGUGCUGCGCCUGCUGCAGCGCAGUGAACGCUUCAGCAGAGCCCUUGCCCGGUGCUACCCUCAGUACAACCUUUCUCCCGUCAUGCUGUCCGGGCCUACGGCGCUGGACGACGGCGAGCACGGAGGAGCAGCGACACGGACCGCAGUGCCAUCGAUGUCGUUUCCUUUGCACCCGCUGAGCUCGGCGAGGGAUACAGCUGGCACCUCCACAGCUGCCCGUAACGUUGCGGCUGCAGAGUCGGAGGUGACUGCGGACUCGUUCUCAAAACAUGAGGAGUACUCUCCUCAACCCGACGGUUUCUCAGCCAGCUAUGCGGCCGCCUCUCCAGUGCGCGGCCAGGCACGCGCGACCGCACCGGCGGAGGCCCGGGACGUGGAGAGCCCUCUGUCGCCGUCCUCCUCCUCUUCGCUGACGACCACCGCGGCACCGAUAGCUGCAACAUCUGCGUGGAUGUCGUGUCUCUCGUCUUGGAGCGACGAGGCGUCUAUGCAGGCGCCUUCACAGCAAGAGCAGCAGCCGGUGAUGACGUACGUGCCGGAGGCGGCGCUGCUUGACCCCCGCUAUCUCCAGCGCUUUGCCUGGUGGAUGCACCGUGCUCAUCACAGCACUGGAACAAACGGUAGCGGCAGCGCCACGACUAUCAACAGCAAUGACACUGGCGGGGCCGGUGCUCGAGCACAGCCGCUUCCUCGAGUGGCCAGUACCGUGAGCGUACCGGGUGACUAUCUGCGGGUUCUGCCCAUGCAUGAGCAAGAUGCGUCUAUUCGUGCUGUGCUGCGCAGCAUCGCGCAGAAGGGGCGGACGCUGAACUUGCUUGAGAUGAGCCAGCACAUUCACAGUCACUACGCGUCGUACGUGUAUCACUGA